Drosophila subobscura is the source of this 2194-nucleotide messenger RNA. It is a transcript of the gene RhoGAP5A, whose product is annotated as N-chimaerin. The coding region runs from base 307 to 1827 and encodes 506 amino acids. NCBI's taxonomy places the organism in Eukaryota, Metazoa, Arthropoda, Insecta, Diptera, Drosophilidae. The transcript has 4 exons. Gene Ontology annotation, molecular function: GTPase activator activity. The record is from RefSeq and is a predicted model, not a curated record. Gene Ontology annotation, biological process: regulation of small GTPase mediated signal transduction; signal transduction; regulation of GTPase activity.
AUGGAUUCAUCUAUUUUAAAAAACAAUAUGAUAGCUUAGAGUGAUUAAUAUUUUACCGAAAAUGAAAAUAAACGAAUAUAAUUCCCGCCCAUGGACACACAUCGGUUUGUCUACGGUAGAUUCUGAAAAUUAGAAGGUGUAUGUCGGUAAAGUUUGUCGAUGAAUCCGCGGUCACACUGAAAACUGUUUGCAAACAAAAGCGAAAAUGUUUUAAACAUUUUUUCACUGGGAACCACUGCAUUCCUUUAGUUUUCGCCUUGGUAGAGCUUUUAGUUUCGCUUAGCUGCAGUCCAGUCCGCGCGGACCAUGGCCCGAAACGCUGCCGCGGGCGUUGUCGCCACUCUGCCUGGCGGAGGCGGCGGCGAGCCCAGCUCUCCAGUGCAAAAGGUGUGGAAGCCCGAGUUGUACAAGAUCCAGCUGGAGGCACCGGCCCCGUGUCCGAUGCGCUGCCAGCGCACUCUCCCGCUGCCGCCGACAAAGUGCACCGCCGAGGAAGUGGAGCUGGACAACCAGGCCGCGCGGCUGUACGGCUCAGAGUACCAUGGCCUGAUGGGCCACCUGGAGGCCGAGCAUCUGCUCGGUCUAACAGGAGGAGAAGGCAGCUAUCUGGUGCGGCGCAGCCCCAUGUCCGACGGCUUCUACACGCUGAGCCUGCGCUUCAACAAGCGCACCAAGCACUACAAGCUGUUCCACAAGCCCGGCGUGGGCCACUACCUGCGCGAGCAGGACAAGCGCUUCGACUCGGUGUACGAUAUGGUGGCCGACGGCCUCAUCAACUUCCACAUGCAGCUCCAUGCCAGCCCCAUCAUACAGCAGAUUAAUCAGCAAACCAAAAACUGCUACCAGCAAAGUCCCUACAUGACCCUCAACGGUCGCAAGCUCCGAGCACUCUCCAAUGAGUUGGGCAAGACUAAUGCCGCUGCCGCCGCCGCAGCCGCUGCUGCCACUGGCGCAGCAAAGGAUGAGGCCGCUCCCAAGGAUGUGGACGUGCCAUUGACGCCGGCGCAGCCGUCGGCCAGUCAGCCGCCCGCUGUUGCAGUGGAUCCCAUGCCGCUGAUCUACGAGAAGCUGCACCACUUCAAGGUGCACACCUUUAAGGGCCUCAACUGGUGCGAAUUCUGCGCCAACUUCUUGUGGGGCUUCACCGCUCAGGGCGUCAAGUGCGAGGCCUGCGGCUUUGUGGCGCACACCAAAUGCUCGGAGCUGGUGCCGCCCAAGUGUGUGCCCGAUCUGAAGCGGAUUCGCGGCGUCUUUGGCACCGAUCUGGCGACCAUGGUCCAGCUGGAUCCGCGCCACCAGAUCCCCUUUGUUGUGCGUCGCUGCGUGGAAGAGGUCGAGGCCCGGGGCAUGCUUCAGGAGGGCAUCUACCGCGUCUCGGGAUUCGCUGACGAGAUCGAGGCCCUCAAGCUGGCCCUUGACCGGGAGGGCGAGAAAACAGACAUGUCCGAGGCGGCCUACGGCAACGUCAAUGUCAUUGCUGGCACCCUAAAGCUCUACCUGCGGCUGCUGCCCGUGCCGCUCAUCACGUUCCAGGCGUACCCCAGCUUCAUGACUGCCGGACGGAACAGCAAACAGGCGGAGCAACUGCAGCUGAUGUCAGAGGCAGUGCGGCGUCUGCCGCCGGCACACUACAGCUGCCUGCAGUACAUGCUGGAGCACCUGAAGCGCGUGGCCUCCCACUAUGCCGUCAAUAAGAUGAACGAGCACAACCUGGCCACCGUGUUCGCCCCCACGCUGAUAGCCACGCCACAGCACAUGACGAACCUGACCGAGGAGAUAUUCAUGCUCUCCUCGCUAAUCACCCACUGCAAGACCAUAUUUGCUUGAGGGCCACACGAAAGCCUCAAGCACAGACCAGAGGGAGAACACCACACACUAGAGGGAGCAACAGCUAUCUCCUGCUCCCUCAUGAGCUGCGCACCUUAAUCGGCAGCUUGCCCAGCAUUUACCUUAAUUUAUUAAUGAACUUUCGAUGCAUCCUCGAUAUGUCCACCAAAAAUGUAGCCUAAGUAUCCAUGAAUAGCGCUUUAAAAUUCCCCAGUUUUGUAAGGAUUACAUCGAAGAACAAAAGUAGAAGGCAUUUAAUGUUGUAGGGAUCUAACGUACGAAUUUACUGAACUUUUGAAAUACUUUUAGCAUACUCCUACGAUAAUAUCGUCACAAGAAAUAUACAUAUUUAUUUUAUUUAUAUAAA